Molecule: messenger RNA, 2897 nt
Organism: Sphaerodactylus townsendi
Lineage: Eukaryota; Metazoa; Chordata; Lepidosauria; Squamata; Sphaerodactylidae
Gene: C2CD4D
Product: C2 calcium dependent domain containing 4D
Exons: 2
Coding region: 398-1597 (399 amino acids)
Source: RefSeq, a predicted model, not a curated record
GUAGUGGGAUUGUGUACCUCUGUGACGCUGGGGCACUUUUUGGGCCUCGACAGCCCCCUGGUGGAGAAUGGGGCUUUUUGCAGUGAGUCACAACACCGUGACGUUGGAAACACCACGCUAUAAACAACAGAGAAGAGCACUUGGUUGGUACCAGCUGCUAUCUCGGGGAUCUGAGGAAACGUGAAGCGAGUGAGGAAUGAGGAGAUGGCAGGUGAGCUGGGUCUCUUGGCUCUGUUGUGAUGGGAGUGGGUGGUCCAAAAAUAGCUUCCAGAAGAGGAGUCUAUCAUCGGAGAAAGAGAAGUUUGUCUAGAACAGUUUCCACCAUGAACAGUGGCUGAGGCAUCCUCGGGGAACGUUCAGAGAGACGCAUCUAGCAGAGUCGUGCGGACGCCGAGCUAUGGUGAAACUUCAGUGCCGAGAUGAGCAUUCCAGGACCUGCGUGGGUCCUAGCAUGAUAUUUUUGCCAUCGUCAGGCCUGCUUCAAGUUUUGCCUCCUAAGAUUGUCGCCAGCACUCGGAUGUUCUCCAAAAGAAAGCCGACCUCCUCCCUGUCUGCCUGCCCCAAUGUGAUCACGCCAGACAAGAUCCCCACAUUUUUCAUUCCCCCCAACCUGGCCACCCUUCAGGGCCGGCGCUCCCAAAGGAAUGAGUGCCCUGUAGCCAGCGAGGCUAUGGCCAGCCCUGCAGAGCAACACGUCAUCCAGGUGGAAAGCUUUGACCAAGAGGAAGGGGGGCCUGACGGGCAGCUCCGAAGCACUGUCUCCAUGCCUCAUCUCUCUAGCCCAGAGGGUUGGGACUUCUUGCCCGUGAGCCCACACACACGCCGGCGGGAGUCCCUCUUCCACAGGGAACGCCUGCCCCAUCGGUCUGGGGCCAGGUACUCUUCUCCCUCAAGGCCUCUCUCCCACCCUGGGGCAACACCGGACAGCGACACCGCCUCCUCCACUGAGACAUCUCCCUACGGUUCCCCCCUACUGUUGCGAUCCCUCGGGGAAACUCUGGCACGCCCAGUGUAUGGGCAACGACGGAGAUUCAAGUUCUGUUCCCCGAAACUCCACUCAGGGCUUCGGCCUACCUCCUUAUCGACUGAGGACGCCAGCUCCACAGACACCAGCCCCAAUAUCCCACGUCGUGAGACAGACCCCACUUGGGGGCCCCAUGCCACGCUGACCCCCAUGCCGGUCUUCUCAUUCGACUUCAUCCGUUGCCACGAGAGGCUCACCAAGGAGGUGACGCUGACCGUGAGCAAGGGAGGUCGCUUAAGGCUCUGUACAGAGUACCUGCAGCCGCAGAGGUGCCUCCGCGUCCGCCUCAUCAGCGCGGAAGGGUUCUACCAGCCCCACUGGGACCCGCGGCACGUCAGCUGCUGCAUCUCCCUACAUCUGAGGCCUGGGUCGGUGCAACGGCAGCGCAGCGCGGUCAUCAAGAAAAGCCGCAACCCCAUCUUCAACGAGGAUUUCUUCUUUGAGGGGGUCUCACCGGACGAGCUGCCCAGGCGAAACCUGAGGGUCAAGGUGGUCAACAAGGCUUCUGGCAUACGACGGGACGUGGUCCUGGGUGAAUGCGAAGUCCCUCUCGACUCUCUUUUGCCCCCUUAGCAAAUCUGGGAGAUGCGGUCGUUCGCUAACGGGAAAUCGCUACGCUGAGAGCCAGAGCGGUGUAGUAGUUAAACUGUCGGACUAGGAUUCAGGAGACCCAGGUUCGAGUCCCCACUCUGGCAUGGAAGCUCGCUGGGUGACCUUAGGCCAGUCACAGACUCGUAGAUGAAUCUACCUCACAGGGUUGUUGUGAGAAUGGAAUAGAGAAGAUGGAAAUGAUGUAUGCUCCCACUGGAGAGGAAAGCGGGAUAUAAAUAAAGCAAAUUAUUGCAGGAAGAGGCAGGACAGGGGAAGGAAGUUCUGCGCCCCCCCCCCUUGUAGAUGGGUGUUUUAAAACUAAAGACCUGCAGGCUAAGAAUCUUUCUGAAUCAAUGUGUCAAAUCAAUCUGUGAGAGUCAACCCCUCCCUUCUAGAAUUGUCGACUUCAGGAGAUUCGUGGCGGAUCUUGGGAAGGCAGGGUUUGGAAAGGGGAGAGAGCAGACUUCCCUUUAUUAUUAUUAUUAUUAUUUAUUAAAUUUAAUACACCGCCCACCCCCUAAGGGCUCUGGGCGGUGUACAACAAAACAGUGCAUAACUACAGAACAUAAUAAAUAAAACAAAAUAUACACGUGAUAUUCCCCUUCCCCCACCUUUCCAAAACACAUUUUCUCUGUUGUAUCUGAAAGCACUUUUACAGCAUUUCUUUUCACUGAAAUGUUUCCAAGUCAGCUUCCCUCUCAGUACGAUCAUACCGGAACGUUUUAUUUUUCCCGCCAAAAUCACGGGCCAACCUCUGUACCGUCCCCAAACCUCCAUUUCGGUGCAUGCUUUGCCAUUUUCCUGCCUCUCACCUCACAGCUUUGCCCCUCUCCUCUCAGAAUUUAUUAUCUCUGGCAUCCGUCCCCCCUACCCCCCCCACCCCAUUUUUUAAUAUCAAUGAAUCAUCAGUGCUAUGAAGCAUUGUUACAGUGCAGGUAUGAGGAAAAACUGGCAGUGAGGAAACAACGCUUGCAGAAGGGGAGCGCGGACAGACUUUGUCUUAAACGUUGGGAUCAAAAACGUCUUUGAACUGGCGUGAAUGGUGUGUCAGAAAAGGCCUCCUCUAACCAUUUCUCCUAGUCCUGGUUUCUGGGCUGGGAAUCUGCGAAGGACAAUUAUGGUUGUAUUUGCAAGUGGGGGUCACAACCAGUCAUGAAAGGGUUAACAUCUCUUUGUACGUACACAGGAUGCCGGGGUGAUAUUGUAAUGAGUUGACCUAUUGAUUAGCUAUCAGUCAGUCAGGAGCAGCAGUGGCGUUGGAGGUUAAGAGCUCGUGUAUCUA